This is a messenger RNA of Hippocampus zosterae (dwarf seahorse), 4238 nucleotides long. It is a transcript of the gene atp10d, whose product is annotated as ATPase phospholipid transporting 10D. Gene Ontology annotation, molecular function: magnesium ion binding; ATPase-coupled intramembrane lipid carrier activity; ATP binding. Gene Ontology annotation, biological process: phospholipid translocation. The transcript is spliced from 23 exons. NCBI's taxonomy places the organism in Eukaryota, Metazoa, Chordata, Actinopteri, Syngnathiformes, Syngnathidae. Gene Ontology annotation, cellular component: plasma membrane. Bases 264 to 4100 code for a protein of 1278 amino acids. The record is from RefSeq and is a predicted model, not a curated record.
GGGAACAGAAUGUGGGUGAGAGGGUUAUACAUUGCGGCCGGUGUGUUAAAUUCUACUGCUCGUUUUUUUGGGGGGGGGGGGAAAUAAACAAGUCCUGUCAUGGUACCGAUGAAGUGAACUAACUGAGGCGUCCACUGUGAAUCAAACCACCAAUUCCUCAUUUGGAUAUUAAAAACAGGGAUGAGGACCGAAUAGAUGUCUUCAUUGGAUUAUAGGGGAUCACAACGCAGUUAAGAACAAGACCUGGCUACCAAGUUGCAUAAAUGGAAAGACACGAAUGGAUGCGACAUCAAUGUCGAAAGCUGUUUGUGCGAGAAAGGGAUCAAGGUGCCAUGUCAACCCAAAGUUCAGAGGAUUCUCACCCCCCCCCACUGAAAUUUAAAGCAAAAAGAACAAUAAGUGUUGGGCAUUGGCCCCAUCAGCAAGAAUACAGAGAUGUUGCCCAAAGUUACAAGGGCAACAUCAUCCACACAACCAAGUACAGUUUGUUGACCUUCAUCCCCAUGAACCUGUUUCAGCAGUUUCACAGGGCAGCCAACCUCUACUUCCUGUUCCUGAUUUUGCUGAACUGGGUACCGGUGGUUGAAGCCUUUCAAAAGGAAAUUACAAUGAUUCCUUUGCUGGUGGUACUCACUGUCAUCGCUGUCAAAGAUGCCUUGGAAGACUACAGACGCUAUCUCUCUGAUAAAAAGAUCAACAACAGAAUAGUACAAGUGUAUUGUGGCAAGCAGAACGCCUACAUUGGUAAACGCUGGAAAGAUGUUCAAGUGGGAGACUUUAUUCGCCUGUCCUGCAAUGAUGUCAUCCCAGCUGACAUUUUGCUCCUGUAUUCCUCCGACCCUCACGGCAUAUGUUACAUUGAGACUGCCAACCUGGAUGGAGAAACCAACCUGAAGCAGAGACAGAUGGUGUCAGGCCUUCCACUGCAGGGAGUGGAGUUUAACCCUGCGAGCUGCUUCAUUCGUAUUGAGUGUGAGAAUCCCACCAAUGACCUUUGCACGUUUCGAGGGUUUAUAGAGCACUAUAGUGGAGCAUGUGCUGGACUUGACAAUAUGAAUCUCCUGCUUCGAAGUUGUACCAUUCGCAACACUGAGACUGUGGUUGGCAUCGUGGUCUAUGCAGGACAUGAGACCAAAGCCAUGAUGAACAACAGCGGGCCCAGGUAUAAAUGUAGCCAUCUGGAAAAAGACCUAAACAAUGAAAUCUUGUGGUGUGUGCUCUUGCUGGUCAUGAUGUGUCUCACAACAGCUAUAGGCCAUGGACUCUGGUUGAAGCAAUUCAAACAUACAGUCUUUUUGGUUGAUGAAGAUAUGCCACCUGCCUUGGCUGGCUUUUAUGUGUUUUGGACCAUGAUAAUUGUGCUGCAAGUGAUGAUUCCCAUCUCUCUCUAUGUGUCUAUUGAGAUUGUGAAGCUGGGUCAGAUCUACUUCAUUCAAAACGAUCUUGACCUUUACAAUGAGCAUGCAGGCUGCAGAAUCCAGUGCCGUGCACUAAACAUCACUGAGAACCUCGGUCAGAUCCGGUACUUGUUCUCUGAUAAGACCGGAACUCUAACAGAAAACAACAUGGUGUUUCGCCGCUGCAGUAUUUAUGGGAUUGAAUAUCCUCAUGUGGAAAAUGGUUGCCGACUGGAAAUGUACGAGGCAAAGGAGAAUGAAGCUGCUGGUUGCUCUGUAACUCUAAAAUCUGCCUGCAGAGGUAAAUCUCUGAGCUGUCGUUCCCUCAGCUGCAACCGCAGCUCACUAUCCCUUCACACACUCGCUGCUGAGUCUGAGGAAGACAGGCAACUGUCAAAUGACUUCCUUCCUCUGACCAGUGCCUUUUGCAGCCGAAUGGCAAAGGAGGUGAUACCAGACCCCGACCUAGUGAAUAAGUUGAGCAGGCUUUGCGCUCCGAUGCUGCUUUCCGGGGAUGUAACUUUUGAGACGACAUCCAGUUUGGAACUCAACUACAUUACAGACUUUUUCCUCGCAUUGGCCAUUUGCAACACUGUGGUGGUUUCAUCACCCAUGCAAUCUCAACAUUCGGCUCAAUCACAAACACUUUCUAAGUCUCUGGAUGGAAUCAAACUGCUAUUCCAGCGUUCCAGCUUGCCACUUUUCUCAGCCCUCGCCACACAUUCACCUACUCGGAGCAGAGGCAGUCAUGGAAAAACAGAUGACAUAUUCCAUAGUCGGAAUUCAUAUUCCAAUGGGGCCAGUGACAACGAGGAGGACAUGAGAAAUGAACGCGGGGCUGAGAAUGACACAGAUAAUGAACUAAUGUAUGAGGCGGUGAGUCCAGACGAGGCUGCUCUGGUCCAUGCAGCUAAAGCGUAUCACUGCACCCUGCGGGGACGAUCGGCAGAUAGCUUCCUCGUAGACCUACCUGGAAUUGGUGCCAUGACUGUCCGGCUACUCCACAUCCUGCCCUUUGACUGCAACAGGAAAAGGAUGUCUGUAGUGGUCCGCCACCCUCUCACAGGACAAGUGGUGGUCUUGACAAAGGGGGCUGAUUCAGCCAUCAUGAAUCUUUUGGAGACACCUAAAGGUGGAGAACAAGCUCAGGAGACUGACAUUCAUAUCAGAGAGCAAACCCAGAAGCAUGUAGACAACUAUGCAAGAGAAGGUCUUCGUACUCUUUGCAUUGCUAGAAAGGUUCUGGAGGAAGAGGAGUAUGAAGUGUGGCUGAAGGGACAGUUGCUGGCAGAGAGCAACAUAGACAACAGAGAAGAGCUGCUGAAGGUUUCCGCUGAGAAAUUGGAGACCAACCUCACGCUUUUGGGUACCACAGGAAUUCUAGACAGACUGCAAGAAGAUGUGCCAGAGACGAUUGAAUCUCUCCAGAGGGCUGGCAUCAAAGUUUGGGUGCUCACUGGAGACAAACAGGAGACAGCUGUCAACAUCGCCUACGCUUGUAAACUCAUCCAUCCCAGUGACCAAAUUCUGACUGUCAACUGUCAAAGCAAGGAUGACUGUGCUGCAUUGCUGGAGGAUCUUAAAUUAGAAGUGCAGUGCAGUCAAGAGCGAAUCAGUCAAAAAAAGACUGCAGAGGAUCAUGGAGGAUUGUCGUCAGGCAGCAAGGUCGGCUUCAUUUUGGUCAUCGAUGGCCGUACGCUUAACUGGACACUUGAGGAUGCCUCAAACUGCUUUCUGGAGCUCAGCCAUUCCUGCAAAGCUGUCAUCUGCUGUCGCUCCACUCCACUGCAAAAGAGCCAAGUGGUGCGGUUGAUUCGGGACAAGCUCAAAGUCAUGACUCUGGCAGUUGGUGAUGGAGCCAAUGAUGUGAGCAUGAUCCAGGUGGCAGAUGUGGGCAUUGGCAUAUCUGGUCAGGAAGGCAUGCAGGCUGUGAUGUCCAGUGACUUUGCCAUUUCCAGGUUUAAGCAUCUCUGUCGGCUGUUGCUGGUCCAUGGCCACUGGUGUUUCUCUCGUCUUGCAAAUAUGAUGUUAUAUUUUAUCUACAAGAAUGUGAUGUUUGUAAACCUGUUGUUUUGGUAUCAGUUCUUCUGUGGUUUCUCUGGGAGCGUUAUGACCAACUCCUGGGUUCUGAUCCUCUUCAACCUGUUCUUCACCUCCAUUCCUCCUCUCAUCUACGGCAUCCUGGACAAAGACAUACCUGCUGAGCAACUGAUGCGAGUGUCUGAGCUUUACCAAGCUGUGCACGCCUCUCAGGCCUCUCCACCAUUUGUCUUCUGGUUCACAGUCCUGGAUGCCUUUUACCAAAGUCUUGUCUGCUUUUUUGUGCCUUAUUUUGCUUACGUUGGAUCAGACAUUGGAGAGCUGGCCUUUGGCUCACCAAUCAAUGCUUCGGCUCUCCUCAUCAUCUUGCUUCACCAAGUCAUUGAAAGUCAUACUCUGACGUGGAUUCAUGUUUUCGUAUUGGUGGUCAGCGCGGGGUCGUACUUUGUCUUUGUGCUGCUCUUCAGCGUUUGCUGUCUGACCUGCAGUCCUCCCACUAACCCUGUGGGUGUAGAGAUGUUGCAAAUGUCCCAGCCUCUCUUUUACAUCGUGUGUACCCUCACGACUGUGACAGCACUGAUGCCCAGACUGUUGUUCCGGACAAUUCACAACACCAUGCACUUGUCUGCUCUGAUUCAAACAUCUCUCAGGGAAGUAGAAUGAGAGAAGUGCCAAGGAAGAAUGCAGCACUAGAACUUAAACCUCUCUGUGGCAGCCAGAGUGUGAGGACAACCCCACUUGGAGCCCAGCACAAAAUCAAUAAUAAUGGUCUGCACCAGAAAAUAAAGAAUGACAGAAAUA